UCACUAUUAACAGCGGACAUUUGACUACAAUUUGAAUUGAAACACGGUCUACUUACUACUCUCUCACCUGCCGUCCCUGGCUCGAGGUACUGCUCAAAAUGUCUGUCGAGAAACAGUUAGGAAGAUCCGCCGUUCUGCAAGAAUUGAAUAUGUCGCAAUUUACAAAUUAACGAAGAAGCCUCCAAAACAACUGGGGAUACAGGGGCCCGUGGAGAGGGUCAGGGACAGGAUCGGACCCCUGUCGCUGGGAGAGAGGAGGUGCCACAACACAGGAAGUAGGAGCCACAACAGAGGUAGGAAGAGGAGGGAACAAGCACAUUGACUAAGACAGGUCUGGGUCUAGACCUCCGUGCCAGGCUAGAUGAUGAAGAGCCUCCAGUUCAGAAGCAUCGCCCCCAAGGCCCCAGCAGCGGUAGUUCCCUCCCCGACCGCCGUCCUGUCUUGCCAGCAACCCUCUGCCCUCCCAGAGGCAGCCUCUACAGCCGUCAGCCCUAAAUCCAUCCUGGUUCCGGCCCAGAACUAUGCCCUGAUGCAGGUGGCAGGACAGGAGGGCACCUUCUCUCUAGUGGCCCUGCCGCCCUCCGUAUCCCCUCAAUCUCCACAGCAACAACAGCCGCAGCAACAGACAAUCCAGAAGAACCUGAAGCUGCCCAUCCCCAGGUACCAGCCAAUGAGGGCCAAGAGCACCCCGGAGAAGGUCAAAUUAGCCACACCCACUGCCGUGACAACCCGGCCACAAAGGUCAAUAGCGGCGGUAAAAAAGAAGUUGUCAUCGCCGGAACCCAAGGAGGAGCCAUCAAAACAGGUCAUACUGAUCGACUCCACAGCCUCCUCUGAGAUCUCAGCCCUCACAGCCCUGCUCCCGGACAACGCUGUGCUCUACUCUGGAUCUCCACUGGAGCAAGUAGCAGUAGUGGACACCACCAUCAACCACAUGUCUACUCCUGCCCACGGCCCGGGCCCCGUCACCAGCAUGCUGCAGAACCUCCAAUACCCAUCUGGUGGUUUUACUAAAAGCUCCCCAGUCAAACUGCCACAGGAAGAGAGCAACAUUAAGGUUGGCAUUAGGCCAUGCCAACCCAAGCCUGUAGCCCAACAGCCCCAUCCACAGCCAGCUAGUAGCAGCAUCACUGUCCUCUCUCCAGCCAUCUUCAGCAAAGCUGUCCAGAUUAUACCCUCCCCACCCAAAGGCAAGUUGCCCAUCCUGCCCUACUCGAACAUAAAAAGCAACCUCAUACCAGCCACCAAACUCAACCUGAACGCCAUGAGUCCCAAGAAGGCUUUCCCCAGCCAGCCUGGCUUGCCCGGCCUUACCUCGUAUCCCUCUGAUCCCCAGUCCAAGACCCCAGAGACUGCCGAGGCCCUCUGUCAGAACCACAUGCCAAACUCCCUGCUGCAGAGCCAGCCUCGGGCCAAGACCACAGGCACCCUGUCGCUGCUGGGAACGCUUCAGAUGCAGAAACCACCGGGCAAGAAGAGGGGGAGGAAGAGGAAGACAAUGGAGGAUAUUCUGGCCUUUGAGGCAAGGAAGAAGAGAUCCUUGUCGUUCUUUCGGAGGAGGGUUCCAGAGAAGCCUUCUCCAUCGGCUGUCAUCUCGCAGCAGAGGGAGGUGGACAUCUCUAAGAAGUACCGCAGCAUCAGACCCAAGCCUCACCACAUGCUGCUGAUGGAGACAGUUCCCCAGCUGGUCAGCCUGCCCUCCCUCACCUCCUCUGACAGUCUGGAACCAGAGCUCCUCGUAGGGCACCAACUCUCUGCCAAGGUCCUGGAGCCUGGUCCUCGCCAGCCCCAGUCAGCCUCUACCACGCUUCACCUGAGAGGGGGUAGUUCCUCUCAAAGGGUCUACCUGGGCAGUAGCCGGCCCCUCCACCACUGCCCCACCUGCAGCCGCUGCUUCCAGUUCAAACACCACUUGCAGAGCCAUAUGAACAGCCACACCAACAGUAGGCCUUACGUCUGUCCAGUGUGUCGUAAGGCCUAUGCCCAUUCCGGCUCGCUCAGCACUCACAUGAAGCUGCACCACUCAGAGGGCCGACCACGCCGGACGCUUCGCUGUGAGUUCUGUGAGAAGGCGUUUGGCUACGUGGGCGUGUACUUCAGCCAUCUGAGGGAGGUGCAUAAGGUUAUCCUGACUGUGGAGCCAUCCAUCAGCCAACAUGAAGACGACGUGCCUGUGGAGGGGGCGAUGUCUCCAGACCAGGGGGACGAGCAGGGCCAGGAGGAGCGCGAGGACCCGGUGGAGCUCCAGAUCAAGUGUGGCCGCUGUCAGGCCAUCACCCCCACCUUCGCCGACAUGAAGCUGCACCUGCUCUACGUGCACGGGGAGGAGGUGCAGGUGCGCCUGCGGGACGGGGCUGGCGGGCUGGGAGGGGCACUCCAAGGGGGCCGGGAGGCCGAGGACGAGCUGGUGAAACACGCCGCCCACUACUGGCGCCAGCUCAAUGAGAAGAGGAACCUAGUCCGCUGUGGGAGCUGUGACGAAGAGUUCUUCUCCUUCUCCAAGCUGAAGCGUCAUAUCCUCUCCCACCACCAGGGGGGGGCAGAGGACGAUGGGAAUGGAGACAGAGAGGGAGAGGGAGAGGGGGAGCCGACUGGCCGCUCAGCCCGGGGAGGGAGAGGGGUCCUCGGGCAGGGCUCAGUGUUUAACUGUGUGCUGUGCAGCCAGGUCCUGGACAGUAAGGAGGAGGUGAUGGAGCACUGGACGGUCCACCACCACUGUGAGGACACCCAGGUACUCUGGGAGGCCCUCAGCUCCUACUCAGGGGACAGGGAGAUGGACUUGCCCUCUCACAGCACACAUUAACAUGGCACUGGACACGUUUCAGGUUGUUUCUGUUGCAGUCACGUUGCACAACUCAGAAGAUUGACUUUACUGAUUCUUUUUAGCUUCUAAUGAAGUGACGGUUCCAAACAGUGCAUCAGAAGAUUGCUAUACCAUAUUAACAUGGUGUCCGAUGUUAAACAUCUCUCCAGGCAUUGUGAGAGCUAAUAAUCGGGUCAGCCUGACUGCAAUAAAGACAACCUGGAACGCACCGCACUCACUGUCUGUGUCUGUCUGAGCCCAUCCUGCACAGUGGGCUGCUCUCAAACACACGCAGUUAUUCCCUUUAUACACUAUCAAGCUGACCCCAACCAUACAGUGGGGACAUUUUAUUUUCAAAUGGUCCUUUGCACCACAGUUCCAGCAACUAUGGAAUGGUGGAUGCCUUGCCUCUAACCAGGCCAGUGCAGUACAGUGCAGCUCGGCUCAGUAGUGUGUAAAUGGUAUUAGGACGUACAGAGGUCAGUUAUAGCACAGGUUAGUUUGUUUGAGAAUCCACUUGAUAGAUUAGUAAUUAUUAUAUGGUAUUUUAUGGACUGCACUGUUUUUUGUUAGUUCUGAUUUUGUGUUUAGGUUUUUUGAUUUUGGUGUGUUUUAAUAUUUUGUUUAAUAAAAUGGAAAGGAUAGUUUUUUUUUUUUGUAUUGCGUAUUUAGAUACAUUAUUGGCCACAGACGCAGUGAAACGGUUUGUCAAAUGACGUGAGUAAGCAUAAUAGCCUAGCGGUAGUAAUAAGGGCACACUGUACCUAAGUCUGUCUUUUGGCCUUGAGUACUUUUUGGUUGAAAACUAAUUAUAGACCUUUUGUGUCAAACUCAUUCAAUGUUGGGCCUUGUGUCUGCAGGUUUUUGUUUUUUCCUUCAAUUAAGCCCUAAUUAGUGACUUUAAUUAAUCAAGUACACGGGAGGAGCGAAAACCCGCAGCCACUCGGCCCUCAGUGAAAUUAGUACGGUACAUGGUAUAUGAGUACGGUACAUGGUAUAUGUCUAGCUAUUUUGACCUAGAGGAAAACCUUCUCAGUACACCAGCACCUGACUGAAACAUCUGAGGCCUUCUGAAAAUAGAUUGAGAAUCUUAUUUCUGGCUAAUAAUCAAUAAAGGACUCAUAAACAGA
Molecule: messenger RNA, 3933 nt
Organism: Salvelinus sp. IW2-2015
Lineage: Eukaryota; Metazoa; Chordata; Actinopteri; Salmoniformes; Salmonidae
Product: zinc finger protein 438
Biological process (GO): regulation of transcription by RNA polymerase II
Cellular component (GO): nucleus
Molecular function (GO): DNA-binding transcription factor activity, RNA polymerase II-specific; sequence-specific DNA binding
Source: RefSeq, a predicted model, not a curated record